Salvia splendens (bonfire salvia) is the source of this 1445-nucleotide messenger RNA. Its product is annotated as mitochondrial import inner membrane translocase subunit TIM50. Lineage: Eukaryota; Viridiplantae; Streptophyta; Magnoliopsida; Lamiales; Lamiaceae. The record is from RefSeq and is a predicted model, not a curated record. The transcript has 10 exons. The coding region runs from base 43 to 1119 and encodes 358 amino acids.
GCAAAACCCUAGCUGAUUCCAACCAUCAAAUAGUUCUGAUCGAUGUCUGCAAUCUCUCGGAAUUGCGCGCGAUUAAAUCUUAUCAUUUCGCAUUCGCGGAGUAAUCGCCCAUUUUCCUCCAGCGCCGCCAAUGAUACCCCAAGAGAUUCCCUCAUCUCAGCAUCGCUCCUCAUUGACCAGACGCCGCAGCCUCCGAGCGGUCCGCCGCCGGUAGCCGAUGCGCCGAAUAGCUCCUGGGCCUUUCUCAAGUACGGUCUUGUUGCUGCCUUGACCGGUGGUGUCGCCACAUCUGCCUACGCAACCUAUGCCUACACUACCGAUGAGAUAGAUGAGAAGACAAAGAGCUUUCGUGCAUCGGCCAAGUACACUGUUGGCGAUGAUGCAACUUCUCUAGAUAAAUUUAAAGCUUAUCUACAUGCUGCAACAAUGUCAGGUCCUGCUAAAUUAGUUGAUGUUUACCUUGAUUUGAGGAGGUUAGCUGAAGAACACAUUAAGGGUUUCACCGAACCAACAUCAGAUAAGCUUCUCCCUGAUUUGCACCCUUUGGAGCAGCAUAUUUUUACCCUUGUUCUAGAUUUGAAUGAGACAUUGAUAUACUCUGAUUGGAAGCGUGACCGAGGGUGGAGAACAUUUAAGAGGCCUGGUGUUGAUGCUUUUCUCGAGUAUUUAGCUCAAUUUUAUGAAAUUAUAGUAUACUCUGACCAACUAAAUAUGUAUGUGGAUCCUGUUGUUGAAAGAUUGGAUACAAAGCACUGUAUCCGGUAUAGGCUUUCAAGGGGUGAAACAAAAUAUGUUGAUGGCAAGCACUAUAGGGACCUAUCAAUGCUGAAUCGGGAUCCUGCAAAGGUUAUAUAUAUUAGUGGUCAUGCACUUGAAAGUAGCCUUCAGCCUGAAAACUCUGUUCAAGUAAAACCGUGGCAAGGAGAACAGGAAGAUACUGCACUUGUAGAUCUCAUUCCAUUUCUUGAAUAUGUUGCUAAGCACAGACCAGCUGACAUCAGAACUGUUCUAGCCUCAUACCAAGGGCGUGAUGUUGCCAACGAGUUUAUUGAGAGAUCCAAAGAGCAUCAAAGGCGUAUGCAAGGGCAAAAACAACAGGGUCGCUUAUGGAAACGAUAGAUUUUAGCAUCUGAUUUCUGAGAAAUGAAGAGAACGCUCGAAUUCUGAAUAAGUAAAUAUUUUUUGAGGUGUUCAACUCUAAACUUGGGUUGACAAAACCAGUUUCUGUCAUCGGAAUUUUGAAAAAUGAAACUAGCGGCAUCAUAUUGUUGAGAAAAGGAAAGAUCUUAGAAUCAAAUUACCAUAAAUUAGGAGUCAAUCACCCAAAUCAAGCCUUGUGUAAUAUUGCUCCUAGAAUAGAUGAUUUGUUUACCAUGUACAUUGUAUUUCUACAUCCUAUUUAAAGGGAACAUUACACCGUGAAUAAAUCAUCAAACACAAUACAA